CACACUGAAGCGGCUACGGCGAGCAGGACGGCGACAGCAGGGCCACCAUAGCAGUGCAGUCUUUUAUUACUGUCAUAUUAUUUUAUUAUAACGACCAUGGAAUAUAGUGCCGCGGACUAUUAGACGUCUCUGAACUGGUGAUAUUAUUAUUGACGUUUUGGAACGUAAACGUGCUUAGCCCGUUCGCUAAGCUCCACCGCUCAGUUUGUAUAGAAAGGCUAAGGGCCUCUGUUUUGGCGAAGCACAACGCAAUGUGGAGGAAAUAAAGAUCCUGAUACGCUGAAAACCCGAGAUUAUAGAUAAUGGGCUGUGUGCAAUGCAAGGAUAAGGAGGCAACCAAACUCACAGAUGACCGAGACAACAGCAUCUCCCAGGGAGCGGGCUACCGCUAUGGGGCCGACCCCACGCCACAGCACUACCCCAACUUCGGGGUCACCGCCAUCCCCAACUACAACAACUUCCAUGCUCCUGUAGGACAGGGGAUGACCGUCUUCGGGGGAGUCAGCACUUCCUCACACACAGGAACGCUGAGGACCCGGGGUGGAACAGGAGUCACCCUCUUUGUGGCACUUUAUGACUACGAGGCACGGACAGAAGAUGACCUCAGCUUCAAGAAGGGAGAGAGGUUCCAGAUUAUCAACAGCACUGAAGGGGACUGGUGGGAUGCUCGCUCCCUCACUACCGGUGGCAGCGGCUACAUUCCCAGUAAUUAUGUGGCUCCAGUGGACUCUAUCCAGGCUGAAGACUGGUACUUUGGUAAACUGGGCCGUAAGGAUGCAGAGAGGCAGCUACUGUCUACUGGCAACCCUCGAGGCACCUAUCUCAUCCGAGAAAGUGAAACCACAAAGGGUGCCUUUUCCUUAUCCAUACGGGACUGGGAUGAUCUCAAGGGCGACCAUGUCAAGCAUUAUAAGAUCCGCAAGCUAGACAGCGGCGGCUACUACAUCACUACCAGGGCUCAGUUUGAAACACUGCAGCAGCUGGUUCAGCACUAUUCAGAUCGAGCCGCGGGGCUCUGCUGUCGCUUGGUGGUUCCCUGCCACAAAGGCAUGCCCCGCCUCGCUGACCUGUCCGUCAAAACCAAAGACGUGUGGGAGAUCCCACGGGAGUCGCUGCAGCUGAUCAAGCGUCUCGGGAAUGGGCAGUUUGGGGAGGUUUGGAUGGGAACGUGGAAUGGCACCACUAAGGUGGCAGUGAAGACUCUGAAGCCUGGCACGAUGUCCCCAGAGUCCUUCCUGGAGGAGGCUCAGAUCAUGAAGAAACUCCGUCAUGAUAAGCUGGUGCAGCUUUACGCUGUUGUGUCUGAGGAGCCCAUUUACAUCGUCACAGAGUACAUGGGCAAAGGAAGCUUACUGGACUUUUUAAAGGAUGGAGAAGGACGAGGGUUAAAACUGCCUAACCUGGUGGACAUGGCUGCACAGGUGGCAGCAGGUAUGGCCUACAUUGAGAGGAUGAACUACAUCCACAGAGACCUACGCUCUGCUAACAUCCUGGUUGGCGACAACCUGGUGUGCAAGAUCGCCGACUUUGGCCUGGCAAGGCUCAUCGAAGACAACGAAUACACGGCUCGACAAGGUGCAAAGUUUCCCAUCAAGUGGACCGCCCCAGAGGCCGCGUUGUAUGGGAAGUUUACCAUCAAGUCAGACGUGUGGUCGUUCGGCAUCCUGCUGACGGAGUUGGUCACCAAGGGUCGGGUGCCUUACCCAGGUAUGAACAACCGAGAGGUGCUGGAGCAGGUGGAGCGGGGCUACAGGAUGCCGUGCCCACAGGACUGCCCCAUUUCGCUGCACGAGCUGAUGCUACAGUGCUGGAAGAAGGACGCAGAGGAGCGGCCCACCUUUGAGUACUUGCAAGCCUUCUUGGAAGACUACUUCACAGCCACCGAACCUCAGUACCAGCCCGGGGACAACCUCUAACCCACCGCUACCACCCCCCACACCCUGUUCUUGCUUUCUCUCUCUGUCUCUCUCUCUCUCUCGGGGUCAGCUCGAGGCCUGGACACGAUUAGCUACAGCAGUGCUAUAUAAAAAACAAAAACAAAAAAACUAUGGAUCCUUUUCAGCCUGGCCUUUUUAUGUUAGGGAUGUGUACAGCUUCCUCAGCUCAACUUGAGUUCCAAUACAAACCCCCUGACGACACCGCCCUCAGUCUCCGACACGCCCCCCUAGUGUCUGAACUCUGUAAAUGCCAUAGUUAACAAGGCUGAUGGAACUGGGGUUAACUGGGGGUUGUGCUAAUGCAGUUCCUUGUAUUCAAUGUAAAUAAGAAAAGCUUGUUUUAGUUUGUCUGCUUCCGUUUCAGAUUUUAUUUUCUUCUGCACAAAAGUAAUAAUAAUGAUAAAAGGAAGUCAAGUACCUGAGGAGGCACAGUUAAUCUGUAUGUGUAUUAUACUGUAGCUUCUCUAUUAUUUUCUAGAGAUUGAAUUGGAAGGCUCUAUAUUUUUUUCUCAUUUCCUAUAAAAGAGAAUUCAUCGCUUUAUUCUCUACUUUUCAGUUACACGUGUUAUUGCAUAAAGUUUCUCCUGGUGAGCAUGACACAGUCCACUUUUUUUUUCUUUUUUUUUGCCUUCCCGUCACAAAAGCUUCUAGUUAGGCUGCUGCUGCUGCAGGUUCUUUUACAAACGAUCUGCCACAUUUUUGUAAAUCACAGCAACGUACAAGGAUUUUGACAUAUCCCUCAUUGCUAUUUGGGUGAAAAUGUUUCUGUCUUUAUACCACUGGUGUGUUAUUUUGUAGCUGGGAGACAAGAAAGAUUUUCAUUUAAGAGUAUAAAUGUCUUUGAUUGAGAAUCUUCAUUUGGAAACAGAUCGUGGGGUUUUUCCUCCUGCACGUCCUCCACCCGAGCCUGCAGGAUCAACAGGCUGCACCUGAACCAGGACCAUCUUACCUCCUGAGCUGCUUCUUCUUUUAUGUUUAAGUGACACGAUUAUAUUGAGUCUUUGAUUUUAUUUAACCCUUUUAGGUGAUCCUUCGAGAGACAUUUGGAGUAUAUGAUCAGGGGAGCUCUGGACCAGUUCAUGUGACAGGAGUCUGAAUGUGAAACGCAUUGAAAAUAAAUGGAAACCAGCUCUGGUCUGGUCUGGUCUUAAUGCAGAUGGUAUCAAAGCCUUUGGUAAAUCCUCAUUUUUCAGUUGUACAGCUAAAUGGGUUUUAAGUGUCGCUAACUUCUCUCCUUUGUAUCUUUCAUUUCCAUUUUUUAUUAACAUGACUCGUUUUGUUAAUUCAGUGAUUUGGCAUUUGGAACUCAGAAAAGACCAAUAAACAUUUUACACUCUUUCCAAGACA
Molecule: messenger RNA, 3284 nt
Organism: Maylandia zebra (zebra mbuna)
Lineage: Eukaryota; Metazoa; Chordata; Actinopteri; Cichliformes; Cichlidae
Gene: fynb
Product: FYN proto-oncogene, Src family tyrosine kinase b
Biological process (GO): protein phosphorylation
Molecular function (GO): ATP binding; protein tyrosine kinase activity; protein binding
Source: RefSeq, a predicted model, not a curated record